Molecule: messenger RNA, 276 nt
Organism: Dibothriocephalus latus
Lineage: Eukaryota; Metazoa; Platyhelminthes; Cestoda; Diphyllobothriidea; Diphyllobothriidae
Source: the annotation of a GenBank genome assembly
AUGUCACAUCCGAUUGCAGGUGCCCUCUACCGCGGCCUCAAUGCGGUGUCCUUUGUGCGUGCCUACCAACGUGAUGCCCUCGUUCUACUGAAGCUGCUUCUUCUGGAGCGGAGAAUCCUCUUUUCCUCGGACAUUGCCGUCAACUGCCUCUCCACUUGGCUCCUCACGCUAGCCAGCCUUCUACCAGGUCUGUUGCCGUAUUUGUUUCUCACCACAUUUUUUGCUUUAUUAAUUCACCGCAGGAUGGAGUGGCCGACGCCAGGUCUGCUGUUGUGA